Molecule: messenger RNA, 1131 nt
Organism: Miscanthus lutarioriparius
Lineage: Eukaryota; Viridiplantae; Streptophyta; Magnoliopsida; Poales; Poaceae
Source: the annotation of a GenBank genome assembly
AUGGAGAUUGUUUGUCCUUCUAGUUAUUAUAAGCUGAAGACCAACAUAAGAGAUAUGUUGCUCGAGAAAGCAGAACCAUCUUCUAAACUUCAGACCAUUGAUGUAAUGCAACGACUUGGUAUCUCUUACCACUUUCAGGAUGAGAUUAGUAACAUCCUGUACUCCAUCUCCAAUGAGAGUGCUAAAGAUCAACAUAGAUAUGACAACAUUGCUUUCACAGCCUUGAAAUUCAGGAUACUCAGGGAAAAUGGAUUCCCAACAACCCUAAAUAUAUAUUACCAAGAUUUUGUCAAAGGCCAUCGGGCUACCAUAAUUAUGGGAACUGGAUCACCAAGACACCAAGACAGGAGGAUGCAAACACACUUCUUUUGCUACAUGAGGGCCUUUAAUCUAGCAUUUGGAGAUGAAGAAAUAUUGGAUGUAGCAAGGACAUAUUCAGCUAAAGCACUUAAAGAACUUAUGCCGUCCAUGCUGCCACACUUAAGGGAGAGUGUGGCGCAUGCUUUAGAACUUCCACUGCACUGGAGAGCUCCAAGACUAGGCCCCAUUCGCUUGUCUUAUGAGUCGUACUAUUUCAGCGAACGAACAGUGUUUUUCUCUCAUAAAAAAUCAGCAAACAAUACUUUUAACCAUGGCUUUUUAGCAAAGCGAACAUGGCUAGAAACAAGGUGGUUCAUUGAUUACUAUGCUAGAGACAUUAUUAACAUGUGCCCAUUGCUCCUCUUCGCUAAACUAGACUUCAACAAGGUUCAAGAUGAGCAUCAGAAAGAUCUUGCAGCGGUAACAUGGUGGUGGAGGAACAUUGGGCUUGGUGAAAAGCUGCCAUUUGCAAGGGAUCGUCUGAUGGAGUGCUUCCAUUAUGCAAAUGGAAUUGUUUGGGAUCCGAAGCUUGGACCAUGUCGUCAAAUGCUUGCUAAAGUUUCCAAUCUAAUUGUUUACUUGGAUGAUGUUUAUGAUGUGUAUGGAACCAUGGAUGAACUUGUACUCUUCACAAAUGCAAUUGCAAGGUGGGAUGCAAUACCAAAUGAGACACUCCCAGAGUACAUGAAAUCACUUUAUUCUGUUAUAUAUCACACAUCAAAUGAAGUUGCUGAACAUGCUUUGAAGGAACAUGGUAGCAGUAUUCAUUAA